Messenger RNA from Durusdinium trenchii, 1146 nucleotides. The record is from the annotation of a GenBank genome assembly. Lineage: Eukaryota; Dinophyceae; Suessiales; Symbiodiniaceae.
AGACUCCGGGCUCAAGAAACCUCGCUUGGCCUGGCUGCGAUGUCCAUAUUCUGGCUGUGCCUACUGCUGAGCGAAGUGCUUCGCCUGGAUGCCGCGACGGAGAUUGAGGGAACUGCGGACGGAGCGGACGCGGACGGAGAGGCCGCGUCCUGCGUGUCCAUGAUGCAGAGACAAGCGCGGCCCGCUGGUCCAGGGCCCGCUGGUCGCGCAGCUUCGCUGGUAGAGAGACAGUCAACGGGUACAGGGCAACAACAAUUGGUCCCAUGGGAGGUGAACCGAUAUAUCAUGGCAAACUAUCACAAGGCAGGCGUGUUUCUGACGAAACAAAUGCUUUUCCUGAUCUUCAGCUCUAUAGGAGCCGGAUGGGAAGUGCAGGGCUUGGUGGAGUAUCCGUGCUACAAUAUUUGCAACAAGACCAACGCCCCCAUCCGGGAGUUCACCGACAACUUCAACAAAUCCUUGGCCGAACUGGAACGGAAGAAGUCCUCCAAGCGCUUGUUGAUCGCAGGCAUGGUGCGAGAUCCACUGGAAAUGGUGGCUUCUGCUUAUUGCUACCACCAUUCCGGGCAGGAGAGGGGCAACCAGUUGUUUCCCGUUUGGGACCUCAUGAAGAUGGGCCAUCGAGAGGGCACCCAGCUUUGUGCAGAAAGGCUGCUCCCACUGGUCGAAUGGAUGGCGGACACCUUCGCCCAGCCAGACCCGGAGACCCUGCGCAUCGACUACGAGACCAUCACCAGCUCGUCCGGUGCCUUCGAUGCCGAGGUCCUCAAGCUGCUGGAACACUACUUUGGUGCUGGCGAAGAGUUCAUCACUGCAGAGCAGCGGCAGAGGAUCCUUUGGAAUACACAGGUCUUGGACCUGAAUCGCUAUCCCAACAACAGCAACACCAUGGUCGAACGAGGAGGGAAGGAGCACAAGAGUAAUGAAGAGUGUGUGGCGACGGCGCGCUCUGCGGUCAUGCUCUUGGACGGCGGGCUUCUGAGGAAAUUCCAAGCGCUCCAGCAGAAGUUGGGCUAUAGAGUAUGGACCUGAGAUGAGGAGAUGAGUCCUUUAGCGAACCAUGCGAAGCCAUCCGCUGUCGACUGACAUGGUCAUCCGCUGUCGAUCUUGGGCCCCGGGUUGUGACCCCGCGCCGCUGUGCCGAAG